AUGAAUCACAUAAAUCAAGGCUUAAUAAGAAGCACUGCUUCCAGAGAUGAAAAGAAUACAUUUUCAACAGAUUCAAUCAAUUUUCCAAAUAAAGCUGAGGUGUUAGAGAAGAAACAUAUUCAUGAUGAAGAGUACACCGACUUGCUUAAAAAGACUUUGUCUCCAAGUUCAUCAGCAGAAAGCUCCUUAAAGAGAGAUUUUUAUUGCAAUGAAAAAUAUUUCUCAGGAAAUGAGUGUAGUCAUCAACCUUCAGAGGAAAUUACUUCAGAUAUGAGAAAAAUCAAGCCAUCAUUGGAAAAUACUGGUAGUGAUGAAUUAGUGCAAUUACAUGUUAGCAACAAAGAAGUAUUGGAUGAUGAUGCUAAUCCAGCUGAAAAGAGAAGCAGAGUACAAAUAUCUUGUUGCUCCUCAGAUCAACUAAUGAGAGAUAACCUUACUAAAAAGGAUGAGGGAGCAGCUAUGAAAAUUAAAAUGAAAGAUUGGGAAUGUUUAAGAAGAGAUUUCCAUUCAGAUUUCCAUUUGGAAGAAUCAAUAGAAAAAGGAACUUCCAAGAAAGGUUAUGGGAAUGGUAAGAGUGAGGAGCAAAGAAUACAUCUAGGUGUUAACGAAGAACAAAGCAAAAAUUUUCAAUCAAUCUUAUAUGACCAAGAGAAGAUAAGCCUCUCUGAAAUAAAUGUGAAAGAGAUUGGAGCUAGUAGCAGAGAGCUAACUGUUCUGCAGAGUAAAGACACAACUCCCAACCAGGCAAUCAGAGCAGAUUUGUUUCAAUCACCAAGAAGAAACCUAAGAUGGAAUAAAGCUGUGUUAACAACCAAAGAGCUUGAUCUCUCGACUAGUAAAGGCACUACUUCAGGAGAGACACCUGGUCAAGUUUGUUCACCCAGAAAUGGAAAUAUUUUGAGGAAUGAUCACCUUUUCCAAGUUGAAGAAGGAAAUUUAGGUAGUAUUAAUCCUGAAUAUCUGAAUAAGAACAAACAGCAAAAACAACUAUGGAAUUUUCUGGAAAGUCAGGGAAAAGCAAGAGAGAGUAAAACAAAUACAGUCCAGCAGAUCAAAGAACAUGCAGAUUGUGAAGACAUGUGGGAAAAAAGAGAUAAUACAAGGAGUUUUACUGCUACUCCUACAGAAAAAUUGUUUACCUGCCAAGAAACAGUGAGCUAUGAACCAUCCUCUCUAGCUGAUCAUGAUAUUACUGAAAAAGUAGAAGCAGGUACAGCUUAUAUAAUUAAGACAAUAUCAGAAAGUACUCUAGAAAGCAUGUGUGCCAGAGAAAAAGCAAUGAUUGCUCAGCUACCUCAAGAGACAGCACAAAGUGGCAGGCCCAUUGAAGUAAAGGAAAUAGCGUUUGAUCCACAUCAAGGGAGAAAUGAUGAUUCACAUUAUACCUUUUGUCAAGGAGAUACAGUAGGUGUAAUCUAUGAUAAUGAUUUUGAAAAACAAUCACAUUUAGGUAUCUAUAAAGCACAUGUAGAUGAAAUUGAGAGUGAAGAAACCAUAUCUAAGUACAAUCCUGCGAAGACACAUGACAGGAAGAAACUUGGCACUGGAAAUAUAACAUCUGUAGAAGAACCCUUACAGGUCAUUAGAAGCAAUCAAAAAACAGCCUCAAAACUGAAUUUGCAUUUGGGAAUGUUACCAAAAGACAAAAAUAUAUUUCCAGAAAAUAGAGAUCAUGGGCAGGUCCAAGAAUUAUCAAAGGAAAUGGAUAUAGGUGCCAUUAUUCAUUCUGCUUUAAACUCAGACACUAAUAAAGUGUCUGAGAAUGGCUCUCAUGUUUCCAAUCACCAUGCUAAAACUUCAGUGUCAUCUCAUGAACAGGCAAUUGCUGUAGAUAAUACAGUUACUACCAUGUCUCUCCAAUCAGAAUAUAAUUGUAAUCCAGCAAGUGAAAUCCAGGGUAUUGAGAAAUACCUACAUCCUGGGGAUACAACUGAAGAAGUUUCCAAAAGUUCAGGAAUAGUGAGAUCAGUUAGUAGAAGAGAAAGACAUAUAGGUCAGAUUUUUCAGGAAGGAGAAAGCAAUGUGAAAAAGUGUUUAGGGCCAACAAUUUUAAUCACUGAAGCUGUUGAAAACAUAGAAAAAGCAUGGCAUAAAAAUGAAGGAUUACUAAACUCUGGACAGUCACCAUGUUUUUCAGGUGACAAGGAAUCUGAGAGCUCUGCUUCUGCUAAUCUCCCUGCCCAUGAAAGUCAAGCUCAAAGCAAUGAAUCUCUGCUUUUGAAAUACACCAACUCAAAAAUACCUUAUUUCCUUUUGUUUCUGAUAUUUCUUGUAACCAUCUACCAGUAUGACUUAAUGAUCGGCUUGGCAUUCUAUCUUUUUUCAUUGUACUGGCUAUCUUGGAAAGGGGGUAGACAAAAAGAGUCUGUCAGAAAGAAGUAG
Molecule: messenger RNA, 2382 nt
Organism: Miniopterus natalensis
Lineage: Eukaryota; Metazoa; Chordata; Mammalia; Chiroptera; Miniopteridae
Product: protein phosphatase 1 regulatory subunit 3A
Source: RefSeq, a predicted model, not a curated record